This is a messenger RNA of Salvelinus sp. IW2-2015, 3096 nucleotides long. Its product is annotated as protein Largen-like. Gene Ontology annotation, biological process: positive regulation of cell size; positive regulation of translation. The record is from RefSeq and is a predicted model, not a curated record. NCBI's taxonomy places the organism in Eukaryota, Metazoa, Chordata, Actinopteri, Salmoniformes, Salmonidae. Bases 649 to 1563 code for a protein of 304 amino acids. The transcript is spliced from 4 exons.
CCCGACGUCGGCUAUCAAACACCAUGGAGGCUUCGAUGAAGAGGCAAUGUGAAAAUGGAAUGAUUUUCACUUGUCAUUUAUUCAGUAAUGUAACUGCAGUUUAUGAAUUUAACCUAUACUAUAUCGGACUGUCGUUGUGUAGAAUAUAAAUAUAUUUUUGAGAGAGAAUCAACGGGGAUGCCUGGCGCAGCCAACGGACCGUUAUGAUUAGAAUAUUGGGCAUGGAUUGGAUUGCUGUGUUCUAUCCUAUUUGCCUUGUUCCUUAUCAUUCAGUUAUCAUGCUGGACCUGACUAGGCAUCGUCAAAAUUGUGAAUUUGCAGUGCUUGCCACAAGGAAAUGUGACUAUCAGCAUUUUAGUUUUUGAGAAAAUGUGAAAGGUAACAGUGGAAUGAUCAUGAGCGACUGUCGACAAACACCUCUUCAGCAACAUUAUAUUGUAUAUGUUUCUUAAGAUAAUAGUAUUUUUGCUAUGCUCUAUUGCGCAGGCGUGCUCGCCGGGACGCUGUCACUGCACUUCACUACAUUCUUGCGUGAUGUAGCCAAUAGGAAUGUGAAGAAAACUGAGCAAUAAAAUGCAUCGACAAAAUGGUCUUGCUUCGCCGAAAGGAUUUAUUAGUGAUCCUUAAAAUACAUUGUGCCAACGAAGAAUGUCAGGGACAUCAAAUGCAGAAUCUUCCGAAGGAGUAGUCUCCAAAGUGAAAGUAAAAAAGCAGAUCAAGACAAUCAUGAAGGAUUUGGAGACCAUCCUGGGAGACUUGAGGGAUGUGGCCAAGGAACUCAAAGAGGUUGUGCAUGAGAUCGACUCCCUCACGUGUGACCUACAGCUGGAGGAGGAGAUGACAGACAGUUCCAAGACAGACACCCUGAACAGCAGCUGUAGCAGCAGCACCACCACCACCACAGCCUCCAGCACUGACAAGAUCAAGAUCUACCCUGACGACGCUAUCUUUAGGCCCCCGUCUGUCAGCCCUGCUGUCCUGACUGUGCUGAAGAAGCCCCACCCUCCUCUGCCGCCUCCCAGGCUGACAUCUAUCAAAGCGGAGGAGAACAACAAGAAUCCUCCAUCAGGGAACCUACUAGCCAAGGCUAACGGGACUCUUAUGCGCAAUGAAGUUUUCACAGGGAAGCCAAACAGAGACUUAUUGUACUGCAUCUCAAAUAGUAUUCCAGAGAAAGGACGUACGCGCAUGCCUUUGCUACGGCACGAAGAGAGCAAAUGCCACCAGGCCACCAGGGAGCGGGUCCGAUUCAGUGAAAAGGUCCAGUAUCACGGGUACUGCCCUGACUGUGACCUGCAAUAUGACGUCAAUAACACAGAUAUACACUUACAGACAGAAUUGACUGAUGAAAUGAGCCCUGUCCAUCAGUGCUCCUCCUCCUCACCACCACCCCAGCUCCUGUUGGAAAAUGGCAGCCUCAGCGUCAGCCAUAGUUUCCCUCCUGCAAACUCGCCUUGUGUGCCUCAUCCUAACCCUACCUUGAAACCACAGAAAACCAUCCUCCGAAAAUCAACCACCACAACGAUUUCUACUCCAGUCAAACGUGGAUUAUCUAAACAAUGAGAAAAAAGAGAGACAGAUAAUGCACAAGGAGAGAAUGAAUGGUCCUUCUGGGUAAGAGUGGAAACAGCCUUCACUGACAUUAAGCUGAUCAACUACAGUUCAUCAUACAGUCACUGAGAACGAUGCCCCCUACCUCUGACAGAACAUCCCCCAGAACCCCCGAGCCAUGGCCAAAUAAUUCAUCCUCACAGAGAGAGAACAUUGGAAGUCCUCAAGUCAUAGUCUUACUCACGGAGAAGUAUGGCAGAAGUUCAAAUGUAAUGGAAAAAUAAGAUGAAAACGUGUCCAAGUGGGACUGGUUCAUUUACAACUGAAAUUAAGAUUUUCUGUUUAGUCAUAGGUUAAACUGAUGUCCCCAGCAUUCGGAGAACUCUUCCAGGUGGAAGUCUACUCAUAACAGUCUCAACUCCUGUUGAGAGGGCAAGAGAGAGAGCGUGCGUGAGAGAGAAAAAACCAUGGCCAAUAUUUUAAAGCCAUAAUUUGAACAAGAAAAGACCCACUCAGUUACAGUUUUUAGCUCUGUGAAUUGUGCUAUAUUUGCCUUGAAGAUAACAUAUUUGACAUAAACAUCCAGUGAAAUCUGGUAAUCUGCAGUGACUGCUCUGAAGAUAGAAGCCGCAACAUGGUCCUCUAACGUCUAUACUGUAGUAGGGUGUGAAAAACAUAAAUGUGUCCUUUUGCAAAUCCAACAUACAAUAUGAGGCAAGUUGAAUGGCUCAGAAAUUGUAAUGGAGGCUGGUCACUCAUUUGUGUUCAGAAUAUGUUGUGCAUAUUGAAAUCUAUGUAUGUUCAAUGUCAUGCAAGUUACUUGCAAAGAUAUGGCAUACAGCUUUAAACAACUCUCAAAGACAGAAUCAUUUGCAUCAAAUUGUAUUUGUAUAUAUUUAGAGUAAUUUUCUACAGAGAUUUUAACAUAAAAAAAUCUAAUAUUUUUGAUAUUCCAUGGGAUGAGAGUAGUAUUUUGAAGAAGACUGUCACACUUUUGAAAUACAUUUAUCUCUGCAGGGCAUAUGUGGAUAUUCUAUUUCUAUAGUGAGAGAGUAUUUAUAUAGAUUUAAAAAAAACAUGUAAUCGUUAUGUUACAGGGGUGUAAAAAAAUGCUUAGCACAUGAAAGCAAACUAGAUUAAACCAAAUACAGUACAUUGUUGUGCUCAUCAGAGGAGGCAUGAUGCUGAAUGAAUGCACGACUGAUUCUUCUUCCACCUCAUCCUGUCAUCACUGUGGUCUCCUAUGCAUUUACUGGAGAGGCUGUUGAGACAUGCUGCCCCUUCCACAAACUGGAGUGCACCUCACUUUUGCCCACCCUUAGCUGAUGUGGACUUUGUGACUGUGUGUCCUUGUCUCUCUGGACCACUAAUGACUUUGCUUUGAAGAGGAUGGAACGUAACAAAACAAACUUUGUCAAUGACGUGUCGGGAAAACAAUGUACAUGUCCACAUCUUUAUAAAUAAUUUGCACUUUGCACUUAUGUUAGUCUUUAUACUUUGUGGACUUUUCCCUUUAAUAUGUGAAUUACAGGAUAAUUUCAAGUA